AUGGUGAAGUGCCGGGGUUUCAAGCCCCAAGGCAUGGUUCUCAACCCCAUCCGGCGCGUCGUCUCUAGCGGCCCGUCGUUGAUGGAGAAGCUGCAGCGGGACUCGCGGCCGACUUGGGAUGAGCUGCGGAAGAUGCUGAAGAAGAAAGAAGAGAGCGCCAACGAAUUCUUGGAGCGAUACGAGAACGAGCAGUUCGCAGAUCAACUGGAGCAUUUUCGCAAUGCGAAGAUCGAGGCGCAGGAGAAGCAGCACCUGGAGCUGUUGAGGCAGGAGGCGAAGCAGCGCAGAAAGCGCGCGCGCGACGAUCGGGUCAGUUCUGCAGAGUCCAGCGACGCGUCGAGCUCGAGUGACAGCCGCAGUGCUGACGGCGAGAAGGCGAGCAGCAGCGCGAAGAAGAAGCGAAAGACUGAGAAGAAGAAGAAAGACAAGAAGAAGGAGAAAAAGAAGCACAGAGCGGACAAGAAAAAGAAGAGCAAGAAAUGCGACUCUGGCAAAGACGACGCGGCGGCUGCGGCUGCGCACAACCCGUAUCGUCUGUCGAAUUUUUUCAGCCAAGUCUGCGGCGCGGAAGGGUCCUCCAAGCCCUGA
Besnoitia besnoiti is the source of this 588-nucleotide messenger RNA. RefSeq lists its product as uncharacterized. The transcript is spliced from 4 exons. The record is from RefSeq and is a predicted model, not a curated record. Lineage: Eukaryota; Apicomplexa; Conoidasida; Eucoccidiorida; Sarcocystidae. The coding region runs from base 1 to 588 and encodes 195 amino acids.